GUUUAGUUCUGUUCUUUUCAGCUCUCCUUAACCUUAAUUACCUAUAAUAGAAACAUCGUAAUGCACAUUUCCGUGUUCCUGAUAAUUCCCAACAUCAAAUUUUCCUCUUGAUAUUUCACAUCUCCGGGAAUCGUCUCCAUGCCGGGUCUGGAUCUAAUUCAAGGAUCGGGACCAGAUUACAUUGAACCCAUGGCCGACCAUUGACUGAUGUGAUCAUCGCUAGGAUUCCACCGGUUUAUCCUUGUCGAUGUUCGGUUCUAGCAGGGGAGAUGAAUGGAUGGUGUUGCAGUCCCGGAAGCGCCAGAGGCACGAUCAGCGGACUGGCCCAUCGGUGAAGUUUAGAGGGGUCCUGCCCCAGCCAAACGGAAACUGGGGGGCCCAGAUUUAUGCAAACCAUCAGAGGAUUUGGCUUGGGACCUUCAGGACCGAGACGGAGGCGGCAAUGGCGUACGACAGCGCCUCCAUCAAGCUCCGUAGGGGCGACACCCAGAGGAACUUUCCGGUGACGCAAUACACAUGUCUCGAGCCGACCUUUCAGGAUAAUUUUACGGAGGAGGAGAUUCUCGACAGGAUCAAAGACGGAACGUACCAAUCGAAGUUCAGGGAUUUUAUCAGGAACCUAUCAGGAAAUCAGGGGAAAACAAAGGAUGCUCUGUGCCACCCCCAGAGGAGGAUGAAUUCGAACUCAGGGCAGAUAUCGUGCCGACAGCUUUUCCAUAAGGAGCUGACACCAAGCGAUGUCGGGAAGCUGAAUAGGCUCGUGAUCCCGAAGAAAUAUGCUGUCAAGCACUUCCCAUGCAUAAUGGAGUCCAGGAAUGGCCACGAGGGUCGGGAAAACUACGUGGAUGACACCGAGCUGGUCUUCCAUGACAGGCUCAUGAAGGUGUGGAAGUUCAGGUACUGCUACUGGAAGAGCAGUCAGAGCUUCGUGUUCACGAGGGGGUGGAACCAGUUCGUGCGGGAGAAGGAGCUGAGAGCGAAAGAUGUCGUCACGUUUUAUACCUGCACAUACGUGAACCGGGCAGAGAAGGAGGCAGACGCAUUUUUGCUGAUCGAUGUAAAUUAUUUCGAGGGCGAGUGUAACGAUAACGGGAUGGAGCCGCCCUUGCAAAAUAAGGAAGAAUUGGAGUUGAAACUGGGAAAAGGUUGCAGCCUUGGGGUAUAUGACAAUGAGGAAGCAGAAGAGGAAGAGUGUAAGGAAGAAGAGAAUGGAGUUAGGUUGUUUGGGGUACAAAUAAACUGAUUCUUCUUGCUACCAAAUUUAUCUUUCUUAGUUUUUUCGAUGUAGAAUGUAAAUUUGCACGAACUUUCGAAAAUGAAUUAAGUUAACAGCUUAAGCGUACGUGGAACCUUAUCUAAGUCGAGAGA
Molecule: messenger RNA, 1368 nt
Organism: Punica granatum (pomegranate)
Lineage: Eukaryota; Viridiplantae; Streptophyta; Magnoliopsida; Myrtales; Lythraceae
Source: RefSeq, a predicted model, not a curated record